Messenger RNA from Mauremys reevesii (Reeves's turtle), 5188 nucleotides. It is a transcript of the gene MMP14, whose product is annotated as matrix metallopeptidase 14. NCBI's taxonomy places the organism in Eukaryota, Metazoa, Chordata, Testudines, Geoemydidae. Gene Ontology annotation, cellular component: extracellular matrix. Bases 14 to 1753 code for a protein of 579 amino acids. Gene Ontology annotation, molecular function: zinc ion binding; metalloendopeptidase activity. The transcript is spliced from 10 exons. Gene Ontology annotation, biological process: collagen catabolic process; zymogen activation; extracellular matrix organization. The record is from RefSeq and is a predicted model, not a curated record.
CCCGGGCAGGAGGAUGCGCCGCUCGCCGAGCCCCGCGCCCGCGCUGCUGGCCGCCAGCCUGGUGCUGAGCGCGCUGCUGCCGGGCGCCCCCGCGGAGCCCCGCUUCAGCCCCGAGGCCUGGCUGCAGCAGUAUGGGUACCUCCCCCCCGGCGACUUGCGGACCCACACCCAGCGCUCACCCCAGUCGCUCUCAGCCGCCAUCAGCGCCAUGCAGAGCUUCUACGGUCUGCGGGUCACUGGGACCGCUGACGCCAACACCAUGAAGGCUAUGCAGCGGCCCCGCUGCGGCGUCCCAGAUAAGUUCGGGGCCGAGAUCAAGGCCAAUGUGCGGCGCCGGCGCUACGCCAUCCAGGGCCUGAAAUGGCAGCACAACGAGAUUACGUUCUGCAUCCAGAACUAUACCCCCAAGGUGGGCGAAGCGGCCACGUUGGAGGCCAUCCGCCGGGCCUUUGGGGUGUGGGGGGCGGCCACGCCGCUGCGCUUCCGGGAGGUGCCCUACACCCACGUGCGCCAGGGCCGGGCGCCCCAGGCCGACAUCAUGAUCUUCUUCGCCGAGGGCUUCCACGGCGACAGCUCCCCCUUCGACGGGGAGGGGGGCUUCCUGGCCCACGCCUACUUCCCCGGCCCCCACAUCGGCGGCGACACCCACUUCGACUUGGCCGAGCCCUGGACCGUCCGCAACGAUGACCUGAAUGGGAACGACAUCUUCCUGGUGGCCGUGCACGAGCUGGGCCACGCGCUGGGGCUGGAGCAUUCGAACGACCCCUCGGCCAUCAUGGCUCCCUUCUACCAGUGGAUGGACACCGAGAACUUUGUGCUGCCGGACGAUGACCUGCGUGGCAUCCAGCAGCUCUACGGGAGCCAGUCGGGGGUCCCCAGCAAGGCCCCCCCGGUGCCCCGCACCACGGCCAGGCCUCAUGUGCCUGACGAACCCAGCAACCCCCCCUAUGGCCCCAACAUCUGCGACGGCAACUUUGACACCAUCGCUGUCCUGCGUGGGGAGAUGUUCGUCUUCAAGGAGCGCUGGUUCUGGCGGGUCCGGAAUAACCGGGUCAUGGACGGGUAUCCGCUCCCCAUUGGCCAGUUCUGGGUCGGGCUCCCGGCAUCGAUCAGCACGGCCUAUGAGAGAAAAGAUGGGAAAUUUGUCUUCUUCAAAGGUGACAAGCACUGGGUGUUCGAUGAAGCCAUCCUGCAGCCUGGGUACCCCAAACCUCUGCGGGAGCUGGGCCGGGGGCUCCCCACUGAUCGCAUCGACGCUGCCCUCUUCUGGAUGCCCAGCGGGAAAACCUACUUCUUCCGGGGCAACAAAUAUUACCGUUUCAAUGAGGAGAGCCGCUCGGUGGAUGCCGAGUACCCCAAGAACGUCGCCGUCUGGGAGGGGAUUCCUGAGUCACCUCGCGGGGCCUUCAUGGGCAGCGACGAAGCCUUCACCUAUUUCUACAAGGGCGGCCGCUACUGGAAGUUCAACAACCAGCAGCUGCGGGUGGAGCCGGGCUACCCCAAGUCGGCGCUGCGGGACUGGCUGGGCUGCAGGGGCGGCCGGCGCCAGGACGACGAGCGGGAGGAGACCGAGGUCAUCGUCAUCGAGGUGGACGAGGCGGGGGGCGGGGCGGUGAACAUGGCCGCCGUGGUGCUUCCCGUCAUGCUGCUGCUCUGCGCCCUGGCGCUGGGCGCCGCCAUCCUGGUCUUCAAACGCCGCGGGACCCCCAAGCGGCUGCUGCACUGCCAGCGCUCCCUGCUGGACAAGGUGUGAGGGGUGGGGCUCCCCGGCCCCGCCCACCUCCCCGGCUCCGCCCCCUGCCGGACAAGGUGUGGGCAGCGGGGUGCCCCUGGCUCCUCCCCGGCUCCGCCCCCCUGCUGCACUGCCAGCGCUCCCUGCUGGACAAGGUGUGAGGGGUGGGGCUCCCCGGCCCCGCCCACCUCCCCGGCUCUGCCCCCCUGCUGCACUGCCAGCGCUCCCUGCUGGACAAGGGGUGAGGGGUGGGGCUCCCCGGCCCCGCCCACCUCCCAGGCUCCGCCCCCCUGCUGCACUGCCAGCACUCCCUGCAGGACAAGGUGUGAGAGGCGGGGCUUCUCUCUGGCUCCUCCCCUUAAGCUCCUCCCCUUCCUCGCUGGACAAGAUGUGAAGGGUGGGGGCUUCCCCUUGGCUCCUCCCCCUUUCUGACAUUCCUCCCCCCCCCACUGAAGCGUGCUGAGCGCGCUCAGUAGCCGGCAGGGUGACCCCCCCCCCCCUCCCCUUGUGUAACCAUGUGUCCUUUGACCUCCUGGGGAAAGAGCAAAGUUCAGGCCCGUCAGCUUCCCCUAUGACCUCUCAACUUUCACCUCACCACAGGGGAAGCCAAUGGGAGACUGCACUGUGAUUGCCUCCCCUGAGGUCAUGCCGGCUCCUCCCCCCAGCCUUGGGCACAUGAGCUAGCCAAUCAGCUUGGCUCUAUUUCCCCUAUUUGCCAAGCUGGGUUGGGCUGAAUUUCCCAUUGGUCUGUGUACAAAGGGGGGGCGGGGCCAUCUGUGGAACAGAGGCCCCUGGUUGGCCCUCAGGUACUUUAGACAGGGCCUUGGGAACCCAGGGGUGGAGCCACAGAGAGGGGGCGGGGCCACAAGACCCACGGGGGUGGAGCUAUUAAAAGAGGGACGGCAUUUGGCUGAAGGGGGCAGGGCUUUAGUAUUAAAUGGCCAGGUCUAUGCAGAUAGGGGCUUUGCAUUCCAGUGGGUGGGGCUAUGCAGAUGACGGUUGCCACGCAGUCCAAUGGGCAGAGCUAGGGCAUAUAGAGGUCAAAACAAGGGCUUUCUAAUGGGCGGGGCUAUGCAGAUGAGGGAGAGGGCUAAGGCCAGAGCAGCAGGAGCAGGGGAUGAUGGGAAAACAGGCAGGGUGCUCAGGGGUAGCGUGAUGCACUUGGGGGCAGAGCCAAAGGAAGGGGGCACGGCCUUACCUUGCCCCCACUUUCAUUGCAGGGCCCCAAGCAGGAUGGCAGGGAAUCUUGCCCCCUCCCCAUCCUGAGUAAUAGGGGACCCAGCCCUGUAGGGGUCACCCAGGAAUUAGCAGCCCCCCCACCUCCCAGAAUCUGCCUAGGAAAGAGGGUUGGGGGGAUAGUGGGUCCCUGUGAGGGGGUCGUGGUGUGGGGGGGCAGGGAGCAUGGCUGGAUCCAGUUUGGGAUGAAUGGGGCAGAUGGGGGGGCUGGUUAGGGGGUGCACUGUGGGCCCAGUUUGGGGGUGAAUGGGCUGGUUCAGUGGAGCAAAGGUCAGGUUUAGGGGUCCCCUCCUCUCCAGUUUUGGUGGGUGUGGGGUCUUAUUGGGGGAUUUUUUUUAAUGUAUAAUUUUUGUAAUAAAAAAACCUUAAUUAUUCUAUGGAACAAAAGAAUUAACUAAAAUCAGUGUGCUGGGGGGGAGGGGGUGGGGGUGUCAGGGCCCAGGGGGUGACGCCCCUCAAUUCCCGCAGGCCGGGACGAGGGGCCAGUUUCACCCUGCACCCACUUCGGAGGGAUUUUCACCUGGGUGUUUUGAAACCGGUGGAUUAAAGUGCUUUUUGGGGGAGGGUCUCUCGGUAUUUUUCAAUGUAUUAUUAUUGUUAAUUAAUUAAUAUUAUUUUGCUAUGGAGUCAACGGGGCCGAGGGUUUUAGCAGUUAGCGCUUGGGGAAUGUACGUGCCAUGAACACGUCUGCAGACAUUUCUCUUUGUAAUAAACCCCCGUUUCUGCGGAUUCAUUAUCAUUUUGCUCUUAAUACCCACCACCGCUGUCCAGGGCAAUUGUAGAAACCGGGCCGCUAAUUCCUGGCAAGUGCGGCGGUUACUUAAAUGGCAGGAAGAACCCAGGGCAAUUUGACUGAAAUCCCAGGAACUGGGGUUGUCUCCACUUUCCGGGCUGGUGGAUUAGCAAUUUUCCCUAUUUUGAAACCUCCAGCGUCGAGGGAAAUUGAAUGAAAGCGGCAGCUAGUUUGCAGAGGCCUCUAUGAGCAAUUAAUCAUUAAGGGCCGUUAUUAAAAUCCCCAGGACAUUUUAAAAAGGGACCAAGAGCCUGGGGCACCUUGUAGCCUAACAGACGUAUUCACCCACGAGAGCUCCCGCUCCAAUUCGUCUGUUAGUCUAUGAGGUGCCCCAGGACUCCGGGUCGCCUUUUCCAGCUCCAGACUAACAUGGCUCCCGCUGAUACUUCAGUCCAUGUAACUAUCUUCAGCAGGGAACUGGAAUUAACUAAUCAACCCCCCACUCGCUGCAGCCAACAGGCUGGUCUGACUGUUAAAAACGUCCUGGGAAGUUCUGAGCGUUUGUGGUGGCUCUGAAGAAUCAAUGUCCGUCCUAUCGCGCGGGGCCUCUCGCUCCUCUUUCCAGGCGGGUGGGUUGAUGAAACGCAGCACUGGGCGCAUUUCAGAAACAAGCCGUGUUUGAAUGGCUAAAUUAACAGGGAGGUUCAGAUCCCAACCUCGCUGCUCGAGAGAGAGACCCAUCCUGCCUUCCUGCUCCUCUUUAGCAUGUGCUGCAUUUUCCUUGAGACAUUUCUUAUUAAUUGCAAAUUCCUAAUAAGAAAGCCAACAUUUCCUGGGGGGAUGUGGACUACAAACGUGGUAGGAAAAGGCCCAGUUUUAUUCUCGCUUUGAGGACAAUGAAUCUGAAUAAAUGGUACGUCCAAUUACCCAGAAAUUCAUCUGGUUUUGGUGUGAUCUAGCCAGGGCCAAGGUGGAAACAAAGCGCAAGGGAUUUGCUGCUUCGAUUGUCCAGAGAUUUCAGAAUUAUUCAGUCCCAACUGGCAAUGAAAACCCCGUGGAAGUGUCACACGCAGCCGGAUUUCUACACAAUGUUGUGGUUUUAUGUUAUGAUCUUCCUUGACUUACAUCAGCGUUUUCCUGGGCACUGAAUUACGACAUUGCAGUUCUUCCUCCUCUUUCACUGUUAGAAACAAACAAACCCAACUUCGGGAAGAACUGGAUACGCUGGGGGAUUCUCAGUGCGUCCUUCCAGGAUCUCUCGCCUCGUAACACAAACCCGGCCCUGGGACGCCUGGAAACAUUUCAAGGGUCUCGUGUUUUCAAGUUGUUUAUUUCAUUUGAAGGGGUUUUUUUUGCUUCAUGUUGUUGACAAACGUCUUUGGAGAAGAAAAUUAGCCAAAAAGGGGGGUUUGGGGACAAUUUGCGAGGAACGCUUUGGGGUUAAGAAAAAUCAAAAUGAAUAAAAAUUCCUUUUUUUUGCAAAUGAA